This is a messenger RNA of Cimex lectularius (bed bug), 517 nucleotides long. RefSeq lists its product as uncharacterized. The transcript is spliced from 3 exons. The record is from RefSeq and is a predicted model, not a curated record. The coding region runs from base 135 to 458 and encodes 107 amino acids. Lineage: Eukaryota; Metazoa; Arthropoda; Insecta; Hemiptera; Cimicidae.
GAAAGAAAGAGAGAGAGUGAGUGAGUGAGAGACAUAGUCAAAUAGAGGGGGACAGAAAGAGAUAGAGGGCGGGAGAGAGUGUGUAUGUGAGAGGGUAAACAAGACAAAAAGAGAUAUCAUAAAGUGUCGUGGGGAUGAGAGACUUAGAGAUUAAUUAUUUCAAAACCAUGUUCAAAUUUCCUCCAAUUCUUUCUAAAACUUCUGUUUUUCUUUUUUUUCAGGUAAGCGGCCGUAUUCCACAUAGAAGUUUACGCGUUAACAACAUGAAAAACAGGGGGAUUUACAAAGUGCAAGUCCUCUGGCAGUCAGCGCCUGAGGUUCAGGUCAUGGCCGGCGUCCCGGUCGACCUCGUCCGACCUUUUCCUUACUCUCCAGAGGUAUAUGUGCGGGUAUCCAGACAACAACCACCGUUUUGUCGAGAUCAAAUUCAUGGUAUUUCUCCAGCAAGAGCACAAUGAGAUGGUCGAGAAACUGUCUCAGACAGCAGUAACCGCGCUGAGGGAAUCGGAGAAAACUA